UGUCAAACCAUUUCCUCUAUGACUCUUAUGCGACAACAGAACAAAAUGUUUGUGGUUCUCCACUCAAUAAGACGUGGUCUUCUCAAUCCGACGUAACCGGGGCCUCUGCAGAGAAUAACAGUUUGGAAGCAAAAAUAAAUAAAAAAUCAGUAAAAAUGGAGAUUAGUUACUUCAACAUUGUUACUAUUAUUGGAGUGGUUGUUUAUAUGAAUGCAGAAUUGGUAUCAGGAAGACGAUUAAGACGACUGCGAGAGGGAAAAAUCAAGCUUGACCAAGAUGCGCUGCAAGAGAGAAACAGAGCAAUUAUUGAUAUGGAAGCGGAGAGUACUAGAACAGUUCAGACUGGUCGAAGUCUGACCACAUAUGACAACUCUUAUACUGAGUGGUCCGAAUGGACACGAUGUACCAACAAAUGCAGACAAAGGAGGGCGCGGAAAUGCACUGACUCAAAUAUAUGUGGAGAUAGUGUGCUGAAAGAAAAACGAUAUUGUUACAAAAAACAAGCAAAAUGUGCUAAAAGAGGAUCGAGAUUAAACAAGAAGAAGUCAGCCAGAUGGUUGGAAGAUAUUGUUUAUGAGCUUUUAUAUAAUGAUUGGAGUGAGUGGGGCGCUUGUACAAGAUCUUGUAAAACGAGGAGGACUCGAUCAUGUGCCAUUAAGAAAUGGUGUCGUCAUACUGUUUUGCAAGAGGAACGCAAAUGUUACGCUUCCGGAGGAGCGUGUGAGAAACGCAAUGAUGAAAUGGAAUCGGAGGAAGUGAAUAGGCCAAAUGAUGAAGAAGAAGGAAAAUCUGAUAGAAAUGAAAAGCCAAAGGGUCCUGGGAAACAUGACAAACCCGAAAAAUCUGAUAAACCCGUAAAAACAGAUAAACCUGAAAAAGCAGAUAAAACAGAACGACCAGAGAAAUCAGAGAAGAAAGACAAUAAGCCAUCAAAAAAUCCAAAAGACUCGGAAGAAGAAUCAGAUGCACCUAAAGUGAACUUUGCAGAUGUUGAAAAGAGUUGUGGGAUUCGAGAUGUAACAAGUUCAUUACGGAUCGUUGGCGGAAAUAUUGUGAGACGCGGAAGUUGGCCUUGGCAGGUUGCCGUUAUGACGAGAUGGAAAGAACAAUACUGUGGUGGCACCCUUAUCCAUCCCCAGUAUGUGGUCACGGCAGCACAUUGCUUGAGAAAAAAGGGAAGGCGACGUAGGGUCCUUGUCAGAGUAGGCGAGCAUGAUUUCGGAGAUUUUGAAGGAUCAGAAAUAGACAUCCGUAUUGCUCAAGAUUUUGUCCAUAAAGAUUUCGAUCUGGAGACAAUAGACAGCGAUAUUGCUGUUCUAAAACUAAAAACUCCCGUAGAAAAAAGCAGAUUUAUUGAUUUUGCUUGUGUCCCACCAUCUAACAUGACAAUCACCCCAGACAUGAGGUGCUACGCAGUUGGGUGGGGAAAAAUGAAGGCGUCUCAUGUAUUUGGGACGGAUGUUUUGCGUGAGGUACAAAUCCCCGUUGUGGACAAAGAGACUUGUCAAAAAGCCUUUGACUAUGACAUUACCUCAAACCAAUUAUGCGCCGGUUAUGAAACUGGUGGAAUUGACUCAUGUGCGGGAGAUAGUGGAGGUCCGUUGCUCUGCCAGGCAAACUUGGAUGGUACUGCGAGGUGGUACGUUUAUGGCGUCACCAGCUUCGGAGAAGGAUGUGGAGCCAAAGGGAAAUAUGGUAUUUAUGCAAAAGUGACCACAUUUUCAGAGUGGAUUCGAAGUAUUGUGUCAUAAAUCAAUCUAUUUACCCGGUGAUUUUAUGGUAGCUAUACGAUAAGGGAUUUCUCACCUGAAUGUGUAAUACUGGUCAUCACCAAGUUAAAAAAACGUUCUGAGAUAUUGGUAAAACGCCCCCUCGUUCGGCAACUAAAUUAGGACGAGUGAGUUAUAAAAACCAGAGAGGACCCAAGAAAACAAAAAGUUAAUCUAAUUGUCACUAUUAUACUUUUGUAUUGUGAAACUCUUGAAACAAUUGAAAUAACGGUGUCGCCGCUGUAAUUUUUCACAGUAGUGGCCAAAAUAUUGAAUGGUUCUUUUAACGGAACUAUUGUGAAUUUAACAUUUAAGAGUCUAUAUUCAAAUAAAUAUACAAUAGUUUUAAUAUACGUGCAAUUAUCAUUAUU
Owenia fusiformis is the source of this 2140-nucleotide messenger RNA. The record is from the annotation of a GenBank genome assembly. NCBI's taxonomy places the organism in Eukaryota, Metazoa, Annelida, Polychaeta, Sabellida, Oweniidae.